Balaenoptera acutorostrata (minke whale) is the source of this 1046-nucleotide messenger RNA. RefSeq names its product trafficking protein particle complex subunit 6A (gene TRAPPC6A). The transcript has 5 exons. The record is from RefSeq and is a predicted model, not a curated record. The coding region runs from base 110 to 760 and encodes 216 amino acids. Gene Ontology annotation, biological process: endoplasmic reticulum to Golgi vesicle-mediated transport; regulation of GTPase activity. Lineage: Eukaryota; Metazoa; Chordata; Mammalia; Artiodactyla; Balaenopteridae. Gene Ontology annotation, cellular component: cis-Golgi network; trans-Golgi network; TRAPP complex.
AAUAUGGGCACGGCCAAUAGGAAAGCUGUUGGGCUGGCGCUUCCGGGUUGUGCUGCGAGGCGUGCAGACAAACGGGGACUCUAAGUCACGUGUAACAGCGACUCGGCCAAUGGAAAUGCUCGAGCACCCGGAAACGGGGAAGAAGCAGAGGGAAGGGCGGAGAUGCUUGUCACGUGCUGCCAAUAUAGACAAAGCAGGCCCUCCCCCUAGUCUCCCAGGUUCAGGCGCGUGCCACGAGAGCCCAGAAAAGGAAGGCGGGGCUAGCCCGAAACACCAAUGGAAGCGAGAGUGGGCGGGCUCGCGCUUAGGUGCAGGAGGCGGGGCUUGCCCAGCCGGGCCAAUGAGAACACUAGGCGCUGGACGGUUGUUAGGCACGGGAGCCCGGCGCAUGGCUGACGCGGUACUGUUCGAGUUUCUGCACACGGAAAUGGUAGCGGAGCUGUGGGCGCAAGAUCCGGACCCCGGUCCCGGGGGACAGAAGGUGAGCCUGUCGGUCCUGGAGGGCAUGGGCUUCCGCGUGGGCCAGGCCCUGGGCGAGAGGCUGCCCCGGGAGACGCUAGCCUUCAGGGAGGAGCUGGACGUCCUCAAGUUCCUAUGCAAAGACGUGUGGGCGGCCGUGUUCCAGAAGCAGAUGGACAGCCUGCGCACCAAUCACCAGGGGACCUACGUCCUGCAGGACAACAGCUUUCCCCUUCUCAUCCGGAUGGCCUCGGGUCUGCAGUACCUGGAGGAAGCGCCCAAGGUAAGUUCCAGGUGGUGAUCCAGAGAUCCUGAGGGAGCCCCAGGCCCCACCCCCAGCCGAGCCUCACGCCACCCCAUCCCGAGGACCCAGAUGCUGCCCGUGCUGGUGGCUGGUGCUGGGGAGACGGGGUCCCACCGCUUCAGGGCCUCACAAGCGCUCAACAAAUGGGUGUCAUAGGGAGGUGGGGGUGUCCCAGGGGCAAGGUGGGCCCCGCCCCAGUCGGGGCUGGCGUGGAGGGAGCCCGCAUCGGACACGUCCCUCCGCACGGCAGGUGCUCAAUAAAGGUUCUGUACAUGGGACCAGA